Striga hermonthica is the source of this 837-nucleotide messenger RNA. Lineage: Eukaryota; Viridiplantae; Streptophyta; Magnoliopsida; Lamiales; Orobanchaceae. The record is from the annotation of a GenBank genome assembly.
AUGAUCAAACUCUUUGAUUCUCACUGCCACUUGCAAGACCCAAGAAUCCUAACCUUAGCCCCGAAACUCAUUAAAGAAACCCUAGAAAUCGGUGUGGCCCACUUCGCCGUAAAUGGAGUGUCUGAAAAGGACUGGCAUUUAGUAGAAAAAAUGAGCAAAACUUACCCUUCCGUGAUCCCGAAUUUUGGCCUUCAUCCCUGGUUCAUAACCGAGAGGUCUCCCGAUUGGUUGAUCACUCUCAAGAAUUUCCUCUUGGCCAACCCGGCUGCGGCAGUUGGCGAGAUCGGAUUGGACAGAGGCUCGAAAGCGAAGGAAAUAGAUUUUUCAGACCAAGUCGAGGUCUUUCGCCAGCAGCUCCAGCUGGCGAAGGAGAUUAAUCGUCCAGCCUCCGUGCAUUGUGUUCGUGCUUUUGGCGAACUGCUCGGGAUAAUGGAGUCGAUGGGCCCCUUUCCUAGUGGUGUUGUGUUGCAUUCGUAUCUUGGGUCGGCUGAGAUGGUCGAUCGGUUAUCUGGGUUGGGGGCUUACUUUUCGUUUUCGGGGUUUUUGAUGUCUUUAAAGGAGAGCAAGGCCAAGAGGAUUGUGAAAUCAGUGCCUAUGGAUAGGAUAUUGUUGGAGACUGAUGCGCCGGAUGCUCGGCCAAAAUCGGGUGGUUCUCUUUUCUUGGUCGAGGAAGGAGAGGGUACCGAGGAGGAGAGUUUGAAUCACCCGGGUAAUAUUCGUAGUGUGCUUAAGUAUGUUGCGGGUCUGCUCGAGAUGGAGGAAAAGGAGCUUGCGGAGUUGAGUUAUGAUAAUGCAGUUCGAAUUUUCUCGUACGAGGGUUCGAAGUUGGUGAACUGA